AUGGAUCAUCAGGGCGAACUCGAAGCGAAACGCAAGCACGAUGAAGACGAAUUUUCCGAAGGGAUUGAAUCGCAGGAUGUAUCUGAGGAAAUAGCGGCGGUUCCAGUCAGCAUGGAAGAGGACGACGACGAAAAAGGCGAAGAAGCGGAAGGGCUUCUCCUAGAGGAACAGAUUCUAGAGGAGAAAGAAUCAGACGAGGAUGUGUCACAUUCGUUGGACAGCAUGACUGAGUGCGGCAAGGAAGAGCAAGAGACCAUAUUAGUAAAGGAAAUGGAUCAUCAGGGCGAACUCGAAGCGAAACGCAAGCACGAUGAAGAAGAAAUUUCCGAAGGGAUUGAAUCGCCGACAAAAAGGAUUAAUGUCAAUGUCGAGUCGCAGGAUGUAUCUGAGGAAAUAGAGGCGGUUCCAGUCAGCAUGGAAGAGGACGACGACGAAAUAGACGAAGAAGCGGAAGGGCUUCUCCUAGAGGAACAGAUUCUAGAGGAGAAAGAAUCAGACGAGGAUGUGUCAUAUUCGUUGGACAGCAUGACUGAGUCCGACGAGGAAGACGACGAGGAAGGCGACGAAGAAGCGGAAGAGCUUCUCCUAGAGGUUCCAGGAGAGAAGAGGGGUGGGGAAAAUAUCUCCGAUUUCUCCGAUUCUGAGGAAGAUUAG
Messenger RNA from Anopheles moucheti, 654 nucleotides. RefSeq names its product histone-lysine N-methyltransferase SETD1B-like. Lineage: Eukaryota; Metazoa; Arthropoda; Insecta; Diptera; Culicidae. Bases 1 to 654 code for a protein of 217 amino acids. The record is from RefSeq and is a predicted model, not a curated record. The transcript has a single exon.